UUCACCAAUCUGUGGCUGUUCGCGGCCAUUCCGAUUAAAGGAGCAGUUGUUUAUUGGUGUUUCUUCCCAAUUUGCCGGUUUUCUCCCCAAAUUUAUUCGCGUUUGUUUUGAGAUUAUUCCUUGAGGGCGGGAUCGAUGGGAAUUCGCGUCCAGGUCGAAGGCGAAUUUCCGGUGCCAUGGAAUUACUUCCGGUGGAAUUAGUGACGUGUCGGGAAAACCGUGAGCGAGGGAGCAGCUGCUGGUCGCCCGUGAGUCACUGAGAUGGUGAUGGAGGGAACCGACAGACAGUGCACAGGGCAACGGACUCAAGAAAAACACGCACAUACCAGGAGCUUGUGAAGCAAGAAAAAUAUACAUUCAUUGGAAAAAAUGUCUUCAGGGAGUUUUACACCUUCAGUCAGUGGCCCAUUUACAGCAUUGACUCCUAGCAUGUGGCCACAGGAUGCACUAACCAAGUAUUCCCAGAAGAAAGACUCUGUAGAAGAGUCAGAAAUCCAGUAUGAUGAGUUUGGGUUUCGGAUAGACAAAGAAGAUGGAGCUGAACCAAACAGGAGAAUUGUUGGAGUCCCACUCCCUGAAGAUCCUCAGCAGCGGUUGAGAUGGCAGGCACAUCUCGAGUUCACGCACAAUCACGAUGUUGGUGAUUUGACAUGGGAUAAAAUUGAUGUUGUGUUGCCACGCUCUCAGAAAUUGCGAUCCCUGGUCCUUGCAGGAAUCCCACACUCCUUGAGACCUCAGAUCUGGAUGCGAUUGUCAGGCGCUCUGCAGAAAAAGCGGAAUACGGAAACCUCAUACCGUGACAUUGCCAAAAACAGCUCCAAUGAUGGGAGUAUUGCAGCCAAACAGAUUGAGAAAGACCUACUGCGCACAAUGCCAAGUAACACUUGCUUCUCCAACAUAAACAGUGUUGGCAUUCCAAGAUUACGAAGAAUUCUACGUGGGCUGGCAUGGCUAUACCCAGAGAUUGGAUACUGUCAAGGGACCGGAAUGGUUGCAGCUUGCCUGCUGCUGUUCCUGGAAGAGGAGGAUGCUUUUUGGAUGAUGUGUGCCAUUAUUGAGGACCUGGUUCCUCCUUCAUAUUUCAGCACCACAUUGCUGGGUGUGCAGACAGACCAGCGGGUUCUGCGUCACUUGAUAGUACAGUACAUUCCCCGACUGGACAAACUUCUCCAGGAGCAUGACAUUGAGCUGUCCUUGAUCACUCUGCACUGGUUUCUGACUGCAUUUGCCAGUGUUGUGCAUAUCAACAUACUUCUCCGAGUCUGGGACAUAUUCUUCUGUGAGGGCUCUGUUCUCCUUUUCCAGAUCACACUGGGAAUGCUCAAAUUGAAGGAAGAGGAACUCAUUCAGUCUGAAAACUCAGCGUCUAUCUUCAACACAUUAUCAGACAUUCCUUCACAGAUUGAUGACCCAGAGAUCCUCAUUAAGGAGUCAAUGAAGCUCGCUGGAUCGUUGACAGAUGCCAUGAUUGAGAGCCAAAGGAGAAAGCAUCUGGCAUAUCUGAUUGCAGACCAGAACCAGGUCCCACAAUCAACCAUGCCAAACUAUACAAAGAUUGUUCGACGACAGUCCCAACGCAGGAAGUCUGGACUGGGUGCUCUACUUUUUGGUGACAAUGAAGAUGCAGAGGCGAUGAAGGCAAAAAACAUCAAACAGACUGAGUUGGUGGCAGAUUUACGGGAAGCCAUUCUGCAAGUAGCUCGACAUUUCCAAUGCCUGGACCCUAAAAAUUGCAACAUUGAGCUGACCCCAGACUACUCCAUGGAGAGCCACCAGAAAGACCAUGAAAAUUAUGUUGCUGUGUCCCGGAACCGAAGACGUCGAGCCAAGGCACUGUUAGAUUUUGAACGUCACGAUGAUGAUGAACUGGGGUUCCGAAAAAACGACAUCAUCACGAUUAUAUCUCAGAAGGAUGAGCAUUGCUGGGUUGGUGAGCUGAAUGGGCUGCGAGGCUGGUUUCCUGCAAAAUUUGUGGAGGUUCUGGAUGAGCGAAGUAAAGAGUAUUCGAUGGCUGGAGAUGAUUCAGUAACAGAGGCAGUAACAGACCUGGUCCGAGGAUCACUCUGCCCAGCACUCAAGGCAAUAUUUGACCAGGGUUUAAAGAAACCAUCAAUCCUCGGUGGGCCUUGCCAUCCUUGGCUUUUUAUUGAAGAGGCUGCUGGAAAGGAAGUGGAACGGGACUUUGACUCUGUAUAUUCUCGACUAGUGCUGUGUAAAACAUACAGGUUGGAUGAAGAUGGGAAGGUGCUGACUCCCGAGGAACUUCUGUACAGAGCUGUCCAGUCAGUGAACAUGAGUCACGAUGCUGCACAUGCACAGAUGGAUGUGAAAUUUCGGUCACUGGUGUGUGUGGGAUUAAAUGAGCAGGUUCUGCCACUAUGGCUGGAGGUUCUCUGUUCAAGUAUACAGACAGUGGAGAAAUGGUAUCAGCCGUGGUCGUUCCUCCGUAGUCCUGGCUGGGUCCAAAUCAAGUGUGAAUUGAGGAUUUUAUCCAGGUUUGCAUUCAGCCUUUCUCAGGAUUGGGAACUGCCCAUUAGGAAAGAGGACAAAGAGAAGAAGCCUCUAAAAGAUGGAGUCCAGGACAUGCUGGUGAAGCAUCAUCUCUUCAGCUGGGAUAUUGAUGGUUAAUAACUCCUCUCCUCCAAUGAAAACACUCAACGCCAAAUCUCCAUGAGCAUGUGACUCUACAGGUGCCUGUUGACAUUGUGAUCCCCCAAUCUAAAUCAGUCCUGGCAAAGUCCUGCCUUGCACUCAAACCACAAUGAAACAAUAAUUCAUUAUAAUCCUGUAAAUAUUCCCCUGAACCCCUCACAUUCCAUGCCCUAUUCCCUCUGUCCACACCAAAACUAGCACUCAGCUCUUCCAUAAUGCUCAUUAACAUGCUUGGGGGUCUUUGCUAUCCUGAUUUCAUUUGGUGAGUUGACCUGUGCUGUAGCCUUUCCUUUCCUGCUAAGGGAGUCCACCCUUUAGAAAAGGUAUUUUAAGUGUCUCAUCACUCCCUUGAUUCUAGUCCUUAUUUUUGUGAAGGCCAGAGUUUGGGCUUUGAUACAGCUCAAUAACAAAUGUUUGAAUGAAUAAACCAAACAUGAGGCAGUGCCUCUUGGACUAAAAUCCUCCAGCCUGUCCUGUAGACCGCUCGAUGUUCUUUACCAGGAGAGCAGUAAAUAUACUGAGCCUAGAAGACAGCAAAGGGCACACCCGUGUCACUUUGUCAUUCUUGGUGACAGAUCUCAGCAUGUAGAAAUGAUGAUGAAUGCAGUUCCCCAAUGUCCUACAUGUUCCAAUAAUAUAGACCAUCUGCAGUGCUCAAAACUGGAUCAAUUCAAACAGAUGCUAGCCACAACUACCAGAUGUUGCAAGGGAUCAAAUUGACAAUGUAGCGCAUUUUAAUGUAAUGAAAUACUCUAAGGCAGUUAAAAGCUGCCAUAACUAUAUUUAUUUACCAUUUCUGGAUGCCCGUGUGCUUUUAACAAUCAGGGUUGCGCUCUCUUUUAGUUUGGUUGCUUUAGCAUGGGAAGGUUGAUUUCCUAAUGAAGCAAUUAUUAGUGCUUUCUGAAGGAGUGUGUCUGGAAAUAGCUAUCUCCUGUGUCCUGAAAGAUUGAUCCAAUAAGCAGGUUUUACCAGAUGGUCCAGUGUAUUUACAUGAACCUACAGCUGGGGGGGGAGAAGGUGCAGAGAUGCUGCCACUGACAGACAAUUAAAGAACAAAAGGCUCAUUUAUUGCCCACCCAGGCUGCAGAAUAUUGUCUGAACUGCAGGGUACAAUGAGGCCACAACUAAGGACAAACCAUAAGAAGGCGACGUAUGCAUCUUAUGGAAUGCAAAGAAUAUCCGUCUACCCAAGUCCCAAAAAUGUCCAUCUCCUGAGCCUCUUGCAGCCUUGUUUGCCAGUAAGGGCUGCUGACCAUUAGCAAAGACCUCAACAACUGGGAAAAUGUGCCGAUCUAAAUGCAAAAUUACUGUGUAAUUAGGUAGAAAAAUUACAAAAUGAAUUUUGUGACAACUGUCACAGCAUUUCACUGAUUCCUGGAAAUGCCAUAUUAUUCCAAAACCCCUCAUUCCCAGCUGAAAGUGGUUCUAGCAACAAGUCACUUGUUGCGUUGGUAUGCAGUGCAAGUCCUGUAGGAUUCAGCAGAUUCAAUAUCAUCCACAUGCCUUCUCCCAGUUUGAAUUUCCAGAUAAUUGAGUUUUAUUCUUUGUCUUCCUUGACUUUUCUUCAAUCAUUGGUCUGUGUGUACAAACUUUUUAUCAUGUUAGCUAUUUGUAAAUAAGAAAUAAAUGAUUACUGGGUUACUGAU
This is a messenger RNA of Chiloscyllium plagiosum (whitespotted bambooshark), 4298 nucleotides long. It is a transcript of the gene sgsm3, whose product is annotated as small G protein signaling modulator 3. Gene Ontology annotation, biological process: regulation of GTPase activity. The record is from RefSeq and is a predicted model, not a curated record. Gene Ontology annotation, molecular function: GTPase activator activity; small GTPase binding. Lineage: Eukaryota; Metazoa; Chordata; Chondrichthyes; Orectolobiformes; Hemiscylliidae.